Messenger RNA from Callorhinchus milii (elephant shark), 2061 nucleotides. RefSeq names its product mitogen-activated protein kinase kinase kinase 22 (gene map3k22). Gene Ontology annotation, molecular function: protein kinase activity; protein binding; ATP binding. Lineage: Eukaryota; Metazoa; Chordata; Chondrichthyes; Chimaeriformes; Callorhinchidae. The record is from RefSeq and is a predicted model, not a curated record. Bases 176 to 2035 code for a protein of 619 amino acids. The transcript is spliced from 17 exons. Gene Ontology annotation, biological process: protein phosphorylation.
AGAAAGAAAGAAAGAAAGAAAGAAAGAAAGAGAGGAUUGGAAAGCAGAAGAAUGAUGGUCAGAGGGAAAGGUUUUGCAUUCAGGUCGUCUUCAACCAAAGGAGUUGCAAACUCUCUCUAAAGUUUGGUCGGACCUGAAGACGAGAGGGUAGUCCACUGCAAGACACACAGCCCCAAUGUUGACAGUCACCAUGGAUGAACAGGAAGCCCUGAAUUCUAUUAUGAAAGACUUGGCCGCCCUGGGGAAAUGUCGAAGGGUUUCAGAUUAUCAGAGCAGCAAAAAUAAACAGAGCGAGGUCAGGAUCAAGUUCGAGCAAGAAGGGGAAAAGCGGAUCGUGCAGUUCAGUCGGCCUGUGUUGCUCAAGACUGUGUUUCAGAAGGCGACGGAGAUAUUUGGACAGCAAAUGGACUUACAUUUCACUGACAGCGAGUUUCGUAUUCCGCUGCGAUGUCAGAGCGAUCUGGACAGAGCGGUGGAAAACUUGGACCUGAAUUCAACCGCGAAGUGUCUGAGGAUCUCGGUGUCUCCUCGGAAAACCAGCUAUGUGAAUAUCAAAGCCAUGGAGAAGCUUCCGGAAAUCCGCACGGCCAAGUCCAUGGGGGACCUCAUGGGCUCGUUGUACACCUGCGGUGAACGUCAUCGCAAACUCUCCACAGGUUCGCUGCACUCCGGACGGACAUCCCCUCCUCCCGGGAGCAUUCCCGACGGACAGCAACGGAUUGCCCGGCAAGGCUCCUACACCAGCAUCCACAGCGAGGGAGAAUUCAUCCCAGAGAACCCGGAUCUGAACGUGUUGGAGCCUUUCAGCAGUGCAGACACCUCGUUGUCGGGCAGCUGUCAGUCUCUGGACAGAUCCAUCGACAGCCCGUCGUAUAACCAGCCUGGAAUGGGAAAGACAGCCGCGUAUCUGGAAGAUUCCUUCAACUUUCCGGACUUAACGGCAUCGUACUGCGAUCGAGCAGGUAAAGGAGGAACGUACCCACGGCAGUACCUUGUCUCUCACGGUCGCAGGGAUUACAGCAACGGCCGUCAGACCUUCCCGAGGAGCUUCGCGUACCAGGAGAACCUGUUCCAGUUGGUGCCCUCAAGCCGGUCGAUCAGCGUCAGCGGAGACCCCUCUGCUGGGACGCUGCUGUACGAGGACAGCCAGACCCUGCGCUGGGCCAGCGAGGACAAGAACUCCCUCAAACUGCACGAGCGUCACCUCUCCUCCAUCUCACCUCACGCUCCGAUCAACUGGCGUCUGGGCAGGUUCCUGGGCCGCGGGGCGUUUGGGGAGGUUUAUCUCUGCUACGACGCAGACACGGGGAGAGAACUCGCCGUCAAACAGGUGCCCUACGACCCCGACAGCCAGGAAACCAGCAAGGAAGUGAGCGCGUUGGAGUGCGAGAUACAGUUACUGAAGAACCUGAGGCACGAGAGGAUAGUGCAGUAUUACGGCUGCCUGCGGGACACCAUGGAGAGGAAACUCUCCAUCUUCAUGGAGUACAUGCCUGGGGGCUCCGUGAAGGACCAGUUGAAAGCCUAUGGAGCGUUGACCGAGAAGGUGACGAGGAAAUACACCACACAGAUCCUAAAGGGCGUCUCUUAUCUCCACAGCAACAUGAUUGUACAUCGAGAUAUAAAGGGAGCUAACAUUCUCCGGGACUCAGUGGGGAAUGUUAAGCUGGGGGACUUUGGUGCGAGUCGGCGGCUACAGACCAUCUACAUGUCGGGGACGGGGAUGAAGUCGGUGACGGGAACACCGUACUGGAUGAGCCCGGAGGUGAUCAGUGGAGAGGGAUACGGCAGGAAGGCUGACGUGUGGAGUGUGGGCUGCACGGUGGUGGAGAUGUUGACGGAGAAGCCCCCUUGGGCUGAGUUCGAGGCGAUGGCAGCCAUUUUCAAGAUCGCCACACAGCCCACCAGACCCCGCCUGCCUGACACCGUGUCCUCCGCUGGCAGAGACUUCCUCCUACGCAUCUUUAUCGAAGAGAAGCACAGGCCCUCGGCUGACGAGCUCCUCUCUCACCCCUUCGCUCAGUCCGUCCUCUAGCCUCCCACCACCCCACCCCACCCCAC